GGUGUGAUGUGUCCUUUUCCUCCUACUUUAGUGUGAGAGGUUUAUGGAGGAUCCUACCCUUCGAUAAAAUCUGUUUCCAUCCACCUUGAAAGGUGACUAUUAUCUUUGCCAAAAUGACUGAACAGAUGACGGUUAGGGGUACCUUGAAGGGUCACAGUGGAUGGGUCACUCAAAUAGCUACCACGCCACAAUUUCCUGAUAUGAUACUGUCCGCGUCCCGAGACAAAACGAUCAUCAUGUGGAAGCUGACCCGCGACGAGACCAACUAUGGGAUCCCUCAACGCGCGCUGAGGGGACACUCUCACUUCGUGAGUGACGUUGUGAUCUCCUCCGAUGGCCAGUUCGCCCUGUCGGGGUCCUGGGAUGGCACCCUGCGGCUGUGGGACCUGACCACUGGCACCACAACUCGCCGCUUUGUUGGUCAUACCAAAGAUGUCCUGAGCGUGGCUUUCUCUGCAGACAACCGUCAGAUCGUCUCUGGAUCCAGGGACAAGACCAUCAAGCUGUGGAACACCCUUGGUGUCUGUAAAUAUACCAUCCAGGACGAGAGCCACACGGAGUGGGUGUCUUGCGUGCGUUUCUCCCCAAACAGCAGCAACCCCAUCAUUGUGUCCUGUGGCUGGGACAAAAUGGUCAAGGUGUGGAAUCUCGCUAACUGCAAGCUGAAGACAAAUCACAUUGGCCACACUGGCUACCUGAACACUGUCACUGUUUCUCCUGAUGGUUCCCUCUGUGCCUCUGGAGGAAAGGAUGGACAGGCCAUGCUGUGGGAUUUGAACGAAGGGAAGCACCUGUACACGCUGGACGGUGGCGAUACCAUCAACGCUCUCUGCUUCAGCCCCAACCGCUACUGGCUGUGUGCUGCCACUGGUCCCAGCAUCAAAAUCUGGGACCUUGAGGGCAAGAUCAUCGUGGAUGAGCUGAGACAAGAAGUCAUCAGCACAAACAGCAAAGCUGAGCCACCCCAGUGCACCGCUCUUGCCUGGUCUGCCGAUGGACAGACUCUCUUUGCUGGCUACACUGACAACCUCAUCAGAGUGUGGCAGGUUACAAUUGGAACUCGAUAGGAGACCUUUUUUUCUAAUGAAUAAAACUAUUGAAUUAAAAAAAAACAUUUCA
Electrophorus electricus (electric eel) is the source of this 1119-nucleotide messenger RNA. It is a transcript of the gene rack1, whose product is annotated as receptor for activated C kinase 1. Gene Ontology annotation, molecular function: ribosome binding; protein binding; translation regulator activity. Lineage: Eukaryota; Metazoa; Chordata; Actinopteri; Gymnotiformes; Gymnotidae. The record is from RefSeq and is a predicted model, not a curated record.